GGACUGGGUGGGGGAGCAGGAUUUCAGAGACUGGGCAGCCGGAUGGGCUGUGCCUUCCCUCUGGCGAAGGGUCCUCAGGAUGCCUGAGUGGGCCUUAUCCUGAGCCCUGGAACAUCUGGGCCUUUCCAGGUACAAGCUUAGAUAGCACCCACUGUUCACUGGGGUCCUGAGUCAGCCCUAUCUGAGGAGGCUCCCUGGGCCUCCUUGCAGUACAGGGGAGUGGGGUCUCAGGGCCCUGGAGCUAGCUGUGGGGAGCAGUGUGCCCAGGGGUGGGGUCUCCCAGUGAAAGAGACUAGUGUCCGUCCCUGGCCAUGGCCUGCCUGCUUGCCUCUAUAUAUAACUCCUGCCCCGAAGCUGAAUGAAUGGGGGUCUGUAUGGGUAGGGGGCUGAGAGCCAAGAGCAACACGUGAGGGGCCAGGGGGUGGGGGACCAAGAGGCCAGAGGGGAGGUUCCCUUAAAUAGACCUCAGCUGGAGGCUGCACCCAUCCACUGACAGCCCCUCCACCUUCUUGCUGAAGCUGAGGGGUUGCCUCAUCCUCAAGUCCAGGGAAGCCCAUUUCAUUGGGCGCUCAGACCCUUACUCAGGUCUCCUUCCAGGUGACUUCCUCCUGUCAGGCCUUGCCUCCUGCUGAGCUGCGACGAAACACGGCCCCAGUCAGGCGCAUAGAGCAUCUGGGAUCCACCAAAUCUCUGAACUACUCAAAGCAGAGGAGCUCUCUGCCCAGGCUUCGCAUCCUCCCAGGAGCUUCAGCCUGGACCCGCUCAUGGAGAGGCGCUGGGACCUGGACCUCACCUACGUGACGGAGCGCAUCCUGGCCGCCGCCUUCCCCCAGCGGCCGGAUGAAAUGCAACACCGGGGCCACCUGCGAGAGUUGGCCCACGUGCUGCAAUCCAAACACCGCGACAAGUACCUGCUCUUCAACCUUUCAGAGAAAAGGCAUGACCUGACGCGCCUAAACCCCAAGGUCCAGGAUUUUGGCUGGCCUGAGCUGCAUGCCCCACCCCUGGACAAGUUGUGCUCCAUCUGCAAAGCCAUGGAGACGUGGCUCAGUGCUGACCCGCAGCACGUCGUGGUACUGUACUGCAAGGGAAGCAAAGGCAAGCUCGGGGUCAUUGUUUCUGCCUACAUGCACUACAGCAAGAUCUCUGCAGGGGCAGACCAAGCACUGGCUACUCUUACCAUGCGGAAAUUCUGUGAGGACAAGGUGGCCACAGAACUGCAGCCCUCCCAGCGCCGAUACAUCGGCUAUUUCAGUGGGCUGCUGUCUGGCUCCAUCAGGAUGAACAGCAGCCCUCUCUUCCUGCACCAUGUGCUCGUGCCUAUGCUGCCAGCCUUCGAACCCAGCACAGGCUUCCAGCCCUUCCUGAAAAUCUAUCAGUCCAUGCAGCUUGUCUACACAUCUGGAGUCUACCACAUCACAGGCCCUGGUCCCCAGCAGCUCUGCAUCAGCCUGGAGCCAGCACUCCUCCUCAAAGGCGAUGUCAUGGUCACAUGCUAUCACAAGGGUGGCCGUGGCACAGACCGGACUCUCGUGUUCCGAGUCCAGUUCCACACAUGCACCAUCCAUGGACCACGGCUUGUCUUCCCCAAGGACCAGCUGGACGAGGCCUGGACUGAUGAGAGGUUCCCCUUCCAAGCCUCAGUGGAGUUUGUAUUCUCCUCCAGCCCUGAGAAGAUCAAAGGUAACACUCCACGGAAUGAUCCGUCUGUCUCUGUUGACUACAAUACCACAGAGCCUGCCGUGCGAUGGGACUCCUACGAAAACUUCAACCGGCAUCAUGAAGACAGUGUGGAUGGCUCCCUGACCCACACCCGUGGUCCCCUGGAUGGCAGUCCCUAUGCCCAGGUGCAGCGGGCCCCCCGCCAGACCCCACCAGCGCCUUCUCCAGAGCCACCCCCACCCCCAAUGCUCUCUGUCAGCAGUGACUCCGGCCACUCAUCCACACUCACCACAGAGCCAGCUGCUGAGUCCCCUGGCCGGCCGCCUCCUACAGCUGCUGAGCGGCAGGAGCUAGAUCGCCUCCUGGGAGGCUGUGGAGUGGCCAGUGGGGGCCGAGGGGCUGGGCGUGAGACGGCCAUCUUAGAUGACGAAGAGCAGCCCCCUGUGGGUGGAGGCCCCCACCUUGGAGUGUACUCCGGUCAUAGGCCUGCCCUCAGCCGCCACUGCUCCUGCCGCCAGGGCUACCGAGAGGCCUGUGGAGUCCCCAGUGGGGGCUACUACCGGCCAGAAGGAACCCUGGAAAGGCGACGGCUGGCCUAUGGGGGCUUUGAGGGCCCCCCGCAGGGCUAUGCCGAGGCCUCCAUGGAAAAGAGGCGCCUUUGCCGCUCACUGUCUGAGGGGCCCUACCCCUACCCACCUGAGCUGGGAAAGCCACCCAAUGGGGACUUUAGCUAUUGCUCCCCGGCCUACCGAGAGGUGGUCAUCCUGGAGGACACUGCGCUGCCUGCCUUAUGUUCAUGCCCGGCCUGUGACGAGAAGCUGGCACUGCCCACAGCAGCCCUGUAUGGACUGCGGCUGGAGAGAGAGGCUGGCGAAGGGUGGGCAAGUGAGGCAGCCAAGCCUCUACUGCACCCAGUACGGCCUGGGCCCCCAUUGCCUCUGCUAGUGCCCACCUGUGGGCAUCACCAUGCCCCAGUGCCCGAGUACAGCUGCCUGAAGCCACCCAGGGCAGGUGAGGAAGGGCACGAGGGCUGCUCCUACACCAUGUGCCCCGAGGGCAGGUAUGGACAUCCAGGGUGCCCUGCCCUGGUGACGUACAGCUGUGGAGGAGCAGUCCCCACUUACUGUCCAGCAUAUGGUCGGGUGCCUCACAGCUGUGGAUCUCCAGGCGAGGGCAGAGGGUAUCCCAGCCCUGGUACCCACUCCCCACGGGCUGGCUCCAUCUCCCCGGGCAGCCCGCCCUACCCACAAUCCAGGAAGCUGAGCUACGAGAUCCCUGCGGAGGAGGGAGGGAGCAGGUAUCCACUGCCUGGGCACCUGGCUUCAGCAGGACCCCUGGCCUCUGCAGAGUCACCUGAGCCAGUAUCCUGGAGGGAGGGCCCCAGUGGGCACAGCACGCUGCCUCGGUCUCCCCAAGAUCCCCAGGGCAGUGCCUCUUCAGAGUUGUCUGGUCCCUCCAUGCCCCUGCACACCAGCAGCCCAGUCCAGGGCAAGGAAAGCACCCGAAGACAAGACAUGAGGUCCCCCACCUUGGCGCCCGUGCAGAGACUGAGUCCUGGCGAGGGCUUGCCCUCUGUUCCCCAAGGAUGCACUGGAAAGGCUCCUGAGCUGCCAGCAAGAAAUGGGCCUGAGCCUCCAGCCUCUGGCCCCUGCUCCCCAACCUCCCCUCCCAGCUCACCCGCUGACUGGCCUCAGGAAAGGAGCCCAGGGGGCCACUCAGACAGUGCCAGUGCCCAGGGACCUGUGCCCACCACGCUGCCUGGCCUCCGCCGCACCCCCUGGCAGAGCCCUCGAGGCCCCCCAGACAGCCCAGAUGGGUCCCCCCUCACUCCUGUGCCUACCCAGAUGCCCUGGCUUGUGACCAGCCCAGAGCCCCCUCAGAGCUCACCCACACCUGCCUUCCCCCUGGCUACGGCUUAUGAUACCAAUGGCCCUACUCAGCCCCCACUUCCCGAGAAACGCCACCUGCUGGGGCUUGGGCAACAGACAGGACCCUGGGGCCCAGAGCAGGCUUCACCACUAGCCAGAGGCACCAGUCACCAUGUUACCUUCGCAACUCUGCUCCCAGAUAGUGCUCCUCAAGUCCCAGAGCCCCCCAUGCAAGAGAGCCAAAGCAAUGUAAAGUUUGUCCAAGAUACAUCUAAGUUCUGGUACAAGCCACACCUGUCCCGUGACCAAGCCAUUGCCUUGCUGAAGGACAAGGACCCUGGGGCCUUCUUGAUCAGGGACAGUCAUUCAUUCCAAGGAGCUUAUGGGCUGGCCCUCAAAGUGGCCACACCUCCACCCAGUGCUCAGCCCUGGAAAGGGGACCCCUUGGAACAGCUGGUCCGCCAUUUCCUCAUUGAGACUGGGCCCAAAGGGGUGAAGAUCAAGGGCUGUCCCAGUGAGCCCUACUUUGGCAGCCUGUCCGCCCUGGUCUCCCAGCACUCCAUCUCCCCCAUCUCCCUGCCCUGCUGCCUGCGCAUUCCCAGUAAAGAUCCUCUGGAAGAGACCCCAGAGGCUCCAGUGCCCUCCAACAUGAGUACGGCAGCGGACCUCCUACGUCAGGGUGCCGCCUGCAGCGUACUCUACCUGACCUCAGUGGAGACAGAGUCACUUACAGGCCCCCAAGCCGUGGCCCGGGCCAGCUCUGCAGCUCUGAGCUGCACCCCCCGCCCAACACCAGCCGUUGUCCACUUCAAGGUCUCAGCCCAGGGUAUUACACUAACUGACAACCAAAGGAAGCUCUUCUUUCGCCGCCAUUAUCCAGUGAAUAGCAUCACCUUCUCCAGCACAGACCCUCAGGACCGGAGAUGGACCAACCCAGAUGGAACCACCUCCAAGAUCUUUGGUUUUGUGGCCAAGAAGCCGGGAAGUCCCUGGGAGAAUGUGUGUCACCUCUUUGCAGAGCUUGACCCAGAUCAGCCUGCAGGCGCCAUUGUCACCUUCAUCACCAAAGUUCUUCUGGGCCAGAGAAAAUGAAGGAAGGCCACAAGCUAGGAGCCCACGUCAACACUACGCCCCUCCCAGCACCCCACAGCCCUCACUUCCCCAGGCCUGCACCCAAGAGACCCAGGAGCCAGCACCCUCCCUGAGGAAUGGGAGUGAGCAUUGGUCUGCUCUCCUUUCCCCGCCCCCAGCCUGCUAAGCUAAGUGGACAGGCCCAUGAGAUGACCUUGCAUGUGAGCAGAUGGCAGAGAGGGGCAUGUGAGGGGUGAGGAGGCAUUAUUAGCAGUUGCCUGCAGGAGAAAUCAGCCCUCCAAGGAAGUCAGGCCCUGCCCGGUCCACCCAGGUGCAGCUCCCAGCAUGCAGGGAGAGGGGAGAGAGAAGGGGAACGAGUCAUUCCUUCUUCUGUCUCCCCCAAGCAGAGAUCAGAGUGGGAUCACAUGAAUAGGGGGAAAAAGAGAGUCUAUUUUUGUCUAAUAAAGAAUUUCUAUAAACUUUA
Molecule: messenger RNA, 5085 nt
Organism: Nycticebus coucang (slow loris)
Lineage: Eukaryota; Metazoa; Chordata; Mammalia; Primates; Lorisidae
Gene: TNS2
Product: tensin 2
Exons: 26
Coding region: 765-4622 (1285 amino acids)
Biological process (GO): peptidyl-tyrosine dephosphorylation
Molecular function (GO): protein tyrosine phosphatase activity; protein binding
Source: RefSeq, a predicted model, not a curated record